Messenger RNA from Rhizophagus irregularis DAOM 181602=DAOM 197198, 1956 nucleotides. RefSeq lists its product as uncharacterized. Gene Ontology annotation, molecular function: protein binding. The record is from RefSeq and is a predicted model, not a curated record. NCBI's taxonomy places the organism in Eukaryota, Fungi, Glomeromycota, Glomeromycetes, Glomerales, Glomeraceae.
CAAAAAAUUGAGCAAUUUUAGUAUUUUUUUUUUUAAAAAAAAUAAAUUCGUCCAUAUACAGUACAAUUCGGACUUAUAUAUUAACUCUUUGGAAUAAGCCUGCGAGAUACUUCCUUUAAACCUCUUCUUUUUUACAAGUUCGUAACUCCUUAAAUUUGUCUAUAUACUUUUUGAUAAAUACGAACAUGGAUAUGGAAACCGACAUUCCAGAGUAUAAUGUUCAAGUUGAGGCAGAAGAUAUAAAAAGUGAAGCCAAUAAUCUUUAUAAAAGUGGAGACUAUGAUCAAGCUGUUGCGUUAUAUACCAGAGCCAUAGAACUUAACCCGGAUUCUCCAACAUAUUAUAACAACCGCGCUGCCGCUUUGAUGAUGUUGAAAAAAACAAAAGAUGCCCUUAAUGAUUGUAAACGUGCGAUUUCUUUGGACCCCACAUCAAUUAAGGCUUUUCUUCGCUGUGCGAAAUGUAAUUUUUUGCUCGGUAAUUUAUCAGAAGCUGAACGAGUGUAUACUCAAGUAUUAAACAUGGAUCCUACGAGUUCACAAGCAAAGACAGAAUAUUUACAGUUAAACCAAGUAAAAGAUUAUAUUCAACAAGCUGAAAUAUAUUUAAAAAAUGGGCAAUUCCCUUUGACUUUAAACGUAAUUGAUAGAGCAACGACCUUUUUGGAAGAAAUUCCGACCAAGUGGAAACUAAUGAAGGGUGAAGCGCUAUUAGAACAAAAAGACUAUGGAAGUGCUAGCCAAAUAGCGAUUGAUAUUUUACGUUCAGAUGCACAAAAUUCUGAUGCUCAUGUGUUGAGAGCGCAAAUAUUGUAUCUUGAGGGAGAUAAUAAUAAAGCUGCUUGUCAUUGCCAGGAAGCAUUACGUUGUGACCCAGAUAACUCAAAAGCACGUGUGUUACUAAAGAAAUCGAAAGCACUUGAAAGCCAAAAGACUGCUGGUAAUGAAGCUUUUCAGCGAAAAGAUUAUAAAGAAGCAUACGAUAUUUAUAGUGCAGCCCUCAAAAUCGAUCCUUCAAAUUCGAGCAUGAUGUCUAAACUUUAUUCAAAUAGAUCAGCAGUUCUAAUUAAACUUGGAAAAUAUACCGAGUCAUUGAAGGACAUGGACAAAGCAUUAGAUCUGGAUCCUAAUUUUGUUAAAGUAUUGAGAAGAAGAGCGGACACGUUUCUCAAAUUAGAAAGAUAUGAAGAAGCUGUGCAAGAUUUGAAAGCUGCGGUGGAUUUGGAAGGAAGCAAUUCUGAAAUUCGUAAAGAAUUAAGGAACGCUGAAAGAGAGUUAAAAAAAUCACAUCGAAAGGAUUAUUAUAAGAUUCUUGGAGUUAGUAAAGAUGCAUCUGAGAGUGAAAUUAAAAAAGCAUAUCGUAAAUUAGCACUUCAACAUCAUCCUGACAAAAAUUGCGGAGAUUCUGAUGCAGAAAUAAAGUUUAAAGAAAUUGGUGAAGCUUAUGCAAUUCUUGGAGACCCUGCCAAAAAACAAAGAUAUGAUAGUGGAGUAGAUCUUGACGGAAUAAAUGGACAAACAAACUUCGAUGUAGAUCCAAAUCUAUUUUUCCAAAUGUUUAUGGGUGCUGAAAUGCCUAACAUGGGAGGAUCGAGGGGGGGUCACGGAUUUCCGUUUGGAUCAUUUUCUUCGCAAGGUUUUCCGAGACAAAGAUCUAGUUUUCAUAGCCAUAGCCAUGGUGGUCAUGGAACACACCAAUUUCACUUUGGAUAAUAUAGUGCCCUUAUAUUAAUUCAAGAUAAAUAGCGACCGUUUACUAUUAAAUUAUUUAAUUACAUGUGCGUAUAUAUGUAAAUGAUGUAUGCGAUUUAUACGAUUACCCAAAAAUUUGUAUUAAAAUUUUUGGAGGUAAAAGAAGAACGAUUGAACAAUUUAUGCCUUUUAAAAUUCCUUUUUUAUAAACAAUACGGCAAAAUUUUUUUUAUUUACAUCUUGAAAAUUUUGUAAAUUUUGUCAA